Molecule: messenger RNA, 1185 nt
Organism: Durusdinium trenchii
Lineage: Eukaryota; Dinophyceae; Suessiales; Symbiodiniaceae
Source: the annotation of a GenBank genome assembly
GUUGUGGACACGGGUAAAUGCUGUACUGUAAGAUGGCAGUGAUGGCAGUGUGUGUGUUUUUUUCAAGAGCCGCGUGCUGCUCUCUUGUGCGCAGGGCCUUGGAUCAAAGCUGAACGCUAAGUUCGAGAGCUGGUUGAAGACUGUCACCACCCGUCAGUGCCAUGGCCAGUCUCCGGGUUCGAAACUUGGCCGGGAGUCUUUUGUUGGAGACGCAAGUUCCAAAAACUCUCGAUGAUACCGAUGCUUCUCUCAAAGAUUUGAUGGAAGAGGUGAGCACAGCGUGGGGAGUGCCCUCAGACCUGAUUAAGCUUGUGUACAAUGGCAUGCCGCUGGAGAGCCUUGAGGCACUUGAGGGGAUGUCAGCUGAAUUGGUGGCAGUCAUUGAUGAGAGUCCCCUCUAUACUUGGGAUAUUGAAAGAAAUCCCGACAAGAACCGUCUUUCGGUCAGCGGUGCGGCUGUGACCUUUGAGCGCAUAGAUCCGAUCGAGGACUAUGUGAAUGUCCUUAGCCAGUCGCCUGUCCGCCAAGGGAUUCACUUUGUGGAAUUUCACAUGCAUAGCGUUCUUGAUGAGCAGUGGUGUGGUGUGACGAUGUUCCCAGACAGGGCAGGUUGCCGAGGAGGACUUGUACCUGGGUGUUUCUACUAUUCUGGCCGUCGGUAUGCUUCGAAAGGUGCUUUGGACGCCUUCCGCGAGAGGCAGCAUGUCCUUGAUUUUUCACACGUGCAGAAUGGUGAUGUAAUUGGACUGCUUUUGGAUGCUGACCGUCAUGUGGCCCUCUUCUCAUUGAAUGGCAAGUUUCAAGGAGGCUGUCGGCUCCCAGAUCUACCCAUGUAUUUUUGUACAGCUUUAGACGAGGAGGGGGACACUGUGGAAUUGAUGAGAUGCCCUGUGGAGGAUUUUCCUGUCAAACUUGAUGAUGUGAUAAGCACGCCUCGCUUUGUGAACAGAGACCUGUAUGAAGGUGAAGGCCCCCGGCAUGUUGCGCGGCUGUCGCCGCCUAUUGACUGGCUGGAUUCGGAUGUGGGCUCUUCGGAUGAUUUGUGACAGGACAUGUGGACCAUCCACAGCCUUGGCGGUUGUCAUUGGGAUUGCACACCUUAAAAGGGAGUGCAAGCAAAGAAAGAGAGACGGAGAGAAUUCGUUAUAUGGGACCUUAUUGCACAAGACGAAUGACUAUAUACAU